Messenger RNA from Cooperia oncophora, 357 nucleotides. The record is from the annotation of a GenBank genome assembly. Lineage: Eukaryota; Metazoa; Nematoda; Chromadorea; Rhabditida; Trichostrongylidae.
AUGGUUCUCGCAGCAGAAGAUCGGAUAUCUAAACAAGAACAAGAUCGGAUAGCGAGAAGGAUACGUGCUCUUCGUCAGUACCACAAUCCGUACGUUGGCAGUGAGAUUACUGUCGGUGAAGAUGGAAGUGCUCUGUCUCAUUUGCCUGAGAAUGCGUCCACUUAUCUUCCACCGUUUCUGAUGGCACCGCAAGCAGCGGCUAUGUUUGGCAGUACAAUGCUAACUAACCCUUUCCAUUGGUCCCCGGACUUUUUAGGAUCACUUCGAGGUCUUCACUAUGAAACUGCGAUUUUUGAAAUCUGUUUUCUAACAAAUUCCGAGUGCUGCCAUCCUACUCUUGUUCCGCUUGUCAUGUGA